Messenger RNA from Eimeria necatrix, 102 nucleotides. RefSeq lists its product as hypothetical. Lineage: Eukaryota; Apicomplexa; Conoidasida; Eucoccidiorida; Eimeriidae. The annotation marks the transcript as partial. The transcript has a single exon. The record is from RefSeq and is a predicted model, not a curated record.
GAGGCGGAGUCUCUGUAUUUGCGCUCGCCCUUCCUGCCUUCUCCUUUGCGGCCCUCAGACCACAUCUCUCUCUUUGCGAGGUUCAAAUGGCUUGGCGACUAA